Lates calcarifer (barramundi perch) is the source of this 2187-nucleotide messenger RNA. RefSeq names its product brain protein I3 (gene bri3). Bases 445 to 831 code for a protein of 128 amino acids. The transcript has 3 exons. The record is from RefSeq and is a predicted model, not a curated record. NCBI's taxonomy places the organism in Eukaryota, Metazoa, Chordata, Actinopteri, Centropomidae.
AUUCUUCUCUUGUGACAAUCCAGACAGAAAGGAAAAGCCUUUCUGACUUGCAGCUGAGUUAUAAGGUGCUGCGAUGACAAGUAACUGUUGUUUUGGUACCAAAGGACCAACUGCGAGGAGGGAAAUGGAGUUAAGUUAACCAUUACCAGACCCAUUCAGACCAUUCCUGUCUUUAAAGUGAACAUUUGGUAAAUAUUUGGGGUUGUUGCGCCGCCGGGGACAAAGUUGGCGCAUGGAGAGGGACGAAGUUUCAUUUUUGCGCAGCGUCUUUUCUUUGUUUUCUUUGUUUUUGUCGCCACUGCGUGUCAGCCAGCGUCGCUCGGCUUCUGGGGCAACAGGAGCAAAGUAACCGGAGUUCGGUUUUGACCCCUUUUUUUCUGUCGCCGAGGAGUUAAGUUUACGGCAGAGGACGAGACAACUUGAGGACGCAUUACGUCGGCUGAGAUGGUGGACAGCAAACCUCUUCUUCAGGACAGACCUCCCGCCUACAACGCCGUCCCGGGGGCUUAUGAGUACGGCCCGCAGCAGCAGAGCUAUGGGGCCAUCCCGCCUCCGGCCCCGCCGCCCUACCCGUACCCAGACGGCCAAGGAUACCCAUCAGCCCAGAUGGCCCCUGCCGUAUCCCAGCAGCCCUACGCUGGGACUUACACCAUUAUCCAACCCUCUGUAGUGGUGGUGGGAGGCUGCCCUGCCUGCAGAGUUGGUGUCCUGGAGGACGAUUUCACCUGCCUGGGGAUCCUGUGUGCCAUCUUCUUCUUCCCUCUGGGCAUCCUCUUCUGCUUCGCACUGCGUCAGAGAAGGUGUCCCAACUGUGGUGCCACCUUUGGCUAGAGGGACCAAACACAGCUCUCAUGCACAUGUUUGUGCUCCCAUACACACACACACACACACACACACACACACACAUAAUCCAGCAUUUUUGUGUCUUUUUUGUGUUAUCUUUUCUUAAUAUUGCACAUUGCUGUUGCCAUUAUGUUCUGUACAACAAAUGAUCAAGAUAAUACCAUGAAUUAUUAUGUGGGAUUUUAUUAGAGGCACGUGUAGAAAUCUGUUUUCACCUGCUAGUUGAGGAUGUAUUCUAGCGUCUGUAAGCGUCCAGCUGUUGUCAGUGCCUUCACCACAUGCAGAGUGAGCAUCAGAGAUUCCAUCAGUCAUGAUUUUCUUGUGUAGAUUUAGCUCAGUUAUCCAAGGAUCUGAGCAGAUUCCUUCAUGUUUUGACAAGCCAGAAUUAACCAAGGUACAUGUAGUUUUUUUUUUUUUUUUGCCUGAGGUUUUUUUCCUCUCAGUUUUUUUUUUAAUUUCCUGGCAGACUGCUUACUUUUUUUUUUUUUGGGUAACACUGUGCUUAGUAGCUUAGUAACAGCAUCCAUGUUGAUCACUGAUGUAUUAGCUUUUUAAGGAAAUGCAAACUUUUUUGAAAUGUUUUGUUCUUUUUUUUUUUUUUUUUGGCCAAUUGUGACAUUGAAUAAGACGAACAGAUGUUUUUUUUUUUUUUUUUAAAAAGAAAGAAAUAUGUGUGAAGAUCCCUGGACAUGAACUGUCCCGGCUGAAAUAAUGGACUCGUGUCAGACAGGAGGCCUGCAGCAUUUUGUCUGUUGUUUUUGUUGAUAUUAUUUCUUGGGGCCAUAUUUGCACUGACCGUUUGUUUGAUGAUUAUUCUGCUGGGUUGUGCUUUUCCAGGGCCAAUGCAGACCUCAGGUACAUACAAUCGGAAAACGCCCUCGACUUUACAACCUCAAUCACUGUUUGACUUCGGACUUUUACCUACUUUUAAGCGAAACUCUCGCGUCGCGGUGGCGCGCGGACUUGUCCUUUUAACGUGCAGAGUUUCACUUCAAGGAAGCAUGCUGAGAGCGAAAGCUGAAGAAAUCUCUCAAUAAUGUGUGUAAUCUCUGGAUUUUUAUCUUAGUACUCUGUGACAAGUCACCCUCUGCCCCCAUUCUUCCCAACCAGACAAUCAAUCAAGAAUGUCUAUGUCCCUGUAUCUGCAGUAUCUCCAUGUCUAUGUCUUCCAUCACAGCGAGAUGUUAUAUAACUGUCCAUGGCAGAAGAAAAGAGAUGAUGCUGGGUGGGAGGGAUGUAAAAAAAAUCUUCUUGCUUUAGAAAACACACUACGCACGCUCUUAUGAUUGAGGUUCUUACUUUUUAUAUAUGAGUUACUGUAAUUAAAAAUGAAUGCUACUUAAA